Messenger RNA from Cynocephalus volans (Philippine flying lemur), 2361 nucleotides. RefSeq names its product monoamine oxidase B (gene MAOB). The transcript has 15 exons. The record is from RefSeq and is a predicted model, not a curated record. Lineage: Eukaryota; Metazoa; Chordata; Mammalia; Dermoptera; Cynocephalidae. Gene Ontology annotation, molecular function: flavin adenine dinucleotide binding; primary methylamine oxidase activity. Bases 56 to 1618 code for a protein of 520 amino acids. Gene Ontology annotation, cellular component: mitochondrion.
GGGCCCGGAGAUCGGAUCAGCGGGCACCGGGGCGGCCCGGAGCUGGGAGAGCGCCAUGAGCAGCAAGUGCGACGUGGUCGUGGUGGGGGGCGGCAUCUCAGGUAUGGCAGCAGCCAAACUUCUGCAUGACUCUGGCCUGGAUGUGGUUGUUCUGGAAGCCCGGGACCGCGUGGGAGGCAGGACUUACACUCUUAGGAACCAAAACGUUAAAUAUGUGGACCUUGGAGGAUCUUAUGUUGGGCCAACCCAGAAUCGUAUCUUACGAUUAGCCAAGGAGCUGGGAUUGGAGACUUACAAAGUGAAUGAAGUAGAGCGUUUGAUCCACCAUGUAAAGGGCAAGUCUUACUCCUUUAGGGGCCCAUUCCCACCUGUGUGGAAUCCAAUCAGCUACCUAGAUCAUAACAACCUUUGGAGGACGAUGGACAACAUGGGGCGUGAGAUUCCCAGUGAUGCCCCAUGGAAGGCACCCCUUGCAGAAGAGUGGGACAGCAUGACAAUGAAAGAGUUGCUGGACAAGAUCUGCUGGACUGAAUCUGCAAAGCAGCUUGCCACUGUCUUUGUGAACCUGUGUGUCACUGCGGAGACCCAUGAGGUCUCUGCUCUCUGGUUCCUGUGGUACGUGAAGCAGUGUGGGGGCACGACCAGAAUCAUCUCGACAACCAAUGGAGGGCAGGAGCGGAAAUUUGUGGGCGGAUCUGGUCAAGUGAGCGAGCGGAUAAUGGACCUCCUCGGGGACCGAGUGAAACUAGAGAGGCCUGUGACCCACAUUGACCAGACAGGAGAAAAUGUACUUGUGGAGACCCUAAACCAUGAGGUGUAUGAGGCUAAAUAUGUGAUUAGCGCUAUUCCUCCUACUCUGGGCAUGAAGAUUCACUUCAAUCCCCCUCUGCCAAUGAUGAGAAACCAGCUGAUCACUCGUGUGCCUUUGGGUUCAGUCAUCAAGUGUAUGGUUUAUUAUAAAGAGCCCUUCUGGAGGAAAAAGAAUUACUGUGGAACCAUGAUUAUUGAAGGAGAGGAAGCUCCCAUUGCUUACACAUUGGAUGAUACCAAACCUGAUGGCACCUAUGCUGCAAUAAUGGGAUUUAUCCUUGCCCACAAAGCCAGAAAACUGGCUCGUCUUACCAAAGAAGAAAGGUUGAAGAAACUUUGUGAGCUCUAUGCAAAAGUUUUGGGCUCCCAAGAUGCUCUGCACCCGGUGCAUUAUGAAGAGAAGAACUGGUGUGAGGAGCAGUACUCCGGGGGCUGCUACACCACCUACUUCCCCCCUGGGAUCAUGACUCAGUAUGGAAGGGUUCUACGCCAGCCGGUGGGUCGGAUUUACUUCGCAGGCACUGAGACUGCCACACACUGGAGCGGCUACAUGGAGGGAGCUGUGGAGGCUGGGGAGAGAGCGGCCCGAGAGAUCCUGCAUGCCAUGGGGAAGAUUCCAGAGGAUGAAAUCUGGCAACCAGAACCAGAGUCUGUGGAUGUCCCUGCACAGCCCAUCACCACGACCUUCUUGGAGAGACAUUUGCCCUCCGUGCCAGGCCUGCUGAGGCUGAUUGGAUUGACCACCGUCUUUUCAGCAAUGGCUCUUGGCUUCCUGGCCCACAAAAGGGGGCUACUUGUGCGGGUCUAAAGAGAAGACAUCUGUAACCACACCCUAUUCUUACUCUGUUUGGGGUGUGGGUUUGGGGAAGGGGGUUGCAAUAAAGUUCCGCAAAGAAGGUGAAGCGAGGCAGAGAUGGUGAAGAUAAGUCAGACUCUGACCACAGGAAACACAGUAUCUCUUUCUCCACGUUGGCUCCUGGUUGGCAUCUCUUACCUGGCUUUGUACUCUGUCUCACCCAUUUCCAAGCUCACUGUCUUUGGAAUCUUUAGAAUUAAAUAGACUUGUUUAAGGUCCUUGUUGUGCCACAACACACCUUGCCCAUGCACAGACAGCUAGUUUCUCCCCACCUCUGUGGUUUUGUGCUUAUCCUUCUUCUUUCCUGUAUUAUCCUCACCUUCCCAAGUUCUCUGCAUUAUUAUUAUAGCUGAAAGACCUUAGAAGCCAUUUAGUCCUCACCCUCUGUUUUAGAGUUGAGCAAACUGAAGCUGAUUGAGGUAGAACUUACUUGCCUAAGGUUCACAAUAAGCCACUGGUAUUUGGGGGACUAGAGCAUAGAUUCAUUGCUUUUCCCACCCCCCAGGAUGUAUUCCCCAGUUACUCUACUAUAAUUGCUAAUGGUGUCCCUUUGUGUGGGUUUACUCUGUGCUAAGUUGUCUUGCACUACUCAGAUGCUGUUCACUGUAUAUUAGGUCUUACUGUCUUGUGCAGUGUGUUUCCAGCUGAUUUUAAUUUUGGAGGAGAUAGGAAUCUUGUCUUCCUUUUGUAUCCUC